CCGUCAAUUCCUACUACUAUUUACUUCCGCGGUUCCGCCCCCCAAAAUAAACUCCCUCUCACUCCUCUCUCUCUCUCUCCUCGUCUCUCCCUCUAGCGACGACCACAACUCCGGCGACCGUUCAUUUUCCGCUACCGGAAACAAUGUCGGGAGGUAUUGCUCGUGGUCGUCUCACCGAGGAGCGCAAAGCCUGGCGCAGAAAUCACCCUCACGGAUUCGUGGCUAAGCCGGAGACACUCCAGGACGGUUCAGUGAACUUGAUGGUUUGGCACUGCAUUAUUCCCGGCAAGGCCGGGACUGAUUGGGAAGAUGGUUAUUAUCCACUUACAAUGCACUUCAGCGAGGACUACCCAAGCAAACCACCAAAAUGCAAAUUUCCACAGGGUUUCUUCCACCCUAAUGUCUAUCCUUCUGGGACAGUUUGCCUCUCAAUCCUUAAUGAAGAUUAUGGGUGGAGACCAGCCAUUACCGUCAGGCAAAUUCUAGUUGGUAUCCAGGACUUGUUGGAUCAGCCAAAUCCUUCUGACCCAGCUCAAACUGAAGGUUAUCAUCUCUUUAUCCAGGAUGCUGUGGAGUAUAAGAAGAGGGUUCGACAGCAGGCCAAGCUAUACCCGCCUCUUAUCUAAAUACAUUACUCCGUAUUUAACUCCCUUCCGGUCCCUUUAGUUGUGCAUAAUUGUAAUGGGCAUACCAAUUACCAAGUUUCCUUAGCCGUUGAAUUCUCCCUGUCAUAUUUAUAUAGUUGAUGAUGCUUUGUUGUUUGCCGUGGUGAUACACUGAUACAUCUUGAAUUAUAGCUCUGCUUCAUUUGAUUGUAUUUGCCUUUCCCAUUCCAUAAUGAACCAGUAAAUGUACAUUUGUUGGAAACAAUCUGGUUUCUUGCUGGAUUUUGGACAGUUGUCUUAUUUCAUCUAUGCUACUUUAUCUUGUUUCC
This is a messenger RNA of Ipomoea triloba (trilobed morning glory), 934 nucleotides long. RefSeq names its product SUMO-conjugating enzyme SCE1-like. The coding region runs from base 144 to 626 and encodes 160 amino acids. NCBI's taxonomy places the organism in Eukaryota, Viridiplantae, Streptophyta, Magnoliopsida, Solanales, Convolvulaceae. The transcript has 5 exons. The record is from RefSeq and is a predicted model, not a curated record. Gene Ontology annotation, biological process: protein sumoylation. Gene Ontology annotation, molecular function: SUMO conjugating enzyme activity. Gene Ontology annotation, cellular component: nucleus.